Dreissena polymorpha is the source of this 1898-nucleotide messenger RNA. RefSeq lists its product as uncharacterized. The transcript is spliced from 7 exons. Lineage: Eukaryota; Metazoa; Mollusca; Bivalvia; Myida; Dreissenidae. The record is from RefSeq and is a predicted model, not a curated record. The coding region runs from base 117 to 1034 and encodes 305 amino acids.
AUUGAAAUCACAAAUAAUGUAAUAUUUCCGGUAGUGUAUGCUGAUUACAAACGCAUGUAAACAAACAAGCAAAUAAUAGUUGCGAUAAACACCACUACGAGGCUAUACUAGUAAGAAUGAUUGCGAAGAGUGGAACCAUAUUCUGUUCAAUGGUCGCCUUAUCGAUGUCCAUUUUGGAAGCAUCGGAACACACGGAUCCGUUCUCGUGCUUUGCUGACAUUUGCAAUGUUAACGCCGAGGCGCAGUUUUGUGACGUUGUCGCCAGGAAAUGUCGUCAGUGUAGCGAUGUCAGAGACGACUGUUUUACUCGACUUCAGACAAUAAACUGCACACAGUUCUGUUAUGAUGCUAGAUUUAACUCUGACAGAGAGAAGAUUCGUGUUGCGGGAUGUGAUGUUCCAUCGACACCAAAAAACGGUCACUAUAAAGUCAACUCAACACGGGUAGCCUACAAUGCCAAUAUGGAUGUCACUUGCGACAUUGGAUAUGCCCUUGUUCAAACUGAGGCUUUGAAAUGCAGCAAUUAUUCAAUGUGGAGUGGGUCAAUACCUAAAUGCGAAGGUUCAUUGAACACCUUCUUAACACUGACUUUAGUGAUGGGUGUAUUUUUAACUGUGUCUGUGUCUGGGAACAUAUUCAUGUUUAUAAAGAUCAAACGAUGUAAAGGAAAAACUCAAAACAACCACGGUGUAAACAAAAAUGUUGAAGGAAACCCGUCAAUAGAAACAAAUUCUUCGACAGAAAUACUCAGUCCACUAGAGAACGGGAACACAGAACGUAAAAUACCAGAUCAGUUAAAUGAACACGACGAUAGCAUCAACGAUGUCUGUGAGUCCCUGAUACCAGUCCAUAACUCGAGUUCGCGAUUGGAAUCGAACUCUCCUUACCAAUCUAAAAAGAACACACAAGCUCGAUCGGACAGUCCGAUUGUGACUCAACCUGAGCUAGGAGACACGGGGGAAGAUGUUAAGAUUGCUUACAAUCAUGGGGCAUUUCACCCUUUGGACAUUGAGUUGAAUAAGCGGUUGUAUUGAGUUGGCUGACAUUGACACAAAACAUGUAUUUAUCUGAAAGUAGCUGACGAUGAUCGUGAGGUACCUUUAUAGUUUGAAACUGUAUUUCAAAUAUGCAUUUACAUCACGCUAAUGCAGUUUAACUAACGUAUUUUCUCAAAAUGAACUACUAAACAAUACAAAUAUAAACUAUUGACAUAAGUUGCUUUCACGAGUUAAUGCUUUAAUUGCGUUCCAAAGGACAUAACAGCUUUUGUUUAGUUGAUUUCUAAAUAAAGUAGCAAGCGACUAAAAACAUAAAAUAUAAGCUAUUAGUUAUUAAAAUUAGUUUGAUACGUUCAUCAAAGUUUUGUCAGUAUUCAAUAACAAUGCACUAUUUAACAUACAUCUCUAAAAAAGGGAAAUACUAUUUAACAUACAUUAAGUUCUAACUGCAAAUAAGACAGAUGCAGUAUUCUUAAAUUGAGUUAUAUCUUUUGUGGGUUUUAUUUAUUACAACAGAUACGUUUAAUAAUCUAUGUACAACAUAAUGUUUUUUGGUGAAAAACAUGCGUAAUGAAUAGACGAUUAAAUAAAUCUGUUAUGCCUCAAGAACUUCACUAAAUCUCAUAUUAAUACAAUUUUUUCAAACCAUAACUGGUCAUUACAAAUUAAAAUGCAACACCCAAUGGCAAUGGUAACGGAAAUAUUCAUUUAAUAAUAACUUUACACUUAAUUUUGAAGUCGGAUAAGGCUCUGUCAUAUGACUACAUGUACACGCAUUGAUUUAUGAAUAAGCAAUUUGAUGAAAACAAAAUGUGAUAGCAAGUGAAUAGAUAUCCAUGCCAUUAUGAAUUUUGCUUUAUUUUAAUUUUACGUUAUAUUUUUAUUAAACGUUGUAGCAUA